GUUCGCCAUAUCACCACCACCACCACUACCACCAAAGAUUAUUAGGUAAGCAGCGUGCUAAUAAUAUCAGUGGCAGUCGCUUUCACCAAUUCCCGAGCCUGCUCUUGCCACCAGUCCCGUACCUGCUAUUCCUCUGAGGGUUAAGCUCUGCUGCGAACUGCUACAUUUUUUUCUGUACACAUCGUGCUAAAAGGUUCUUGGUGCUAGAACACCCGUUCUGUCAUUGGCCAGAAACUGAAUUAGGAACCGGAAGACUUAGGAAGUCAUAUAUUUUUUUUUGUUGCCGUACAUUUUCAGUUUGUUUUACUUUCACUAUGACUACGACAAUCGUCUUGGCUUCCCCGAAUUACGCUGCAAACGAAUCCAAGUUUGCUACUUCCUUGGCCAAAUUCCAGGCGAAUUCUACGGAUGCCAGUCAUCAGAGGGACAUUCAUAUGAUUGACCGCAUUGCUGGUAAUUUGGCAUCUCUUACUGUCAAUGCAUACGAUCGUGGAUUGUUAUUUUUGGAUGAAAGCACUACGUUAGAGGAAAUAAAGGCUAUCCUGCCAAAACUGUUUGCUGCCGUACAUCCUGGAGCUGCUCUGAGUGUGGACGGAGUGUUUGCAAAGGAGCUUGCCGAUGCUUUUGAACGUGAAUCGUUGUUGGCUGGUUGGAUGAUUGAGUCAAAGGGCCCGUUUGUUCUUCGCCGUCCUGCUCAAGUGGAGGCUGUCCCGUUGAAACUCAGUACCAAAAAGAGUGCAGGUGCAUCUGUAGGUGUCAAGCUGGACUUUUUAUUUAAGAAACCCGAAAAGCAGAACACACUGUCGAAGAACGAUGUACUGAAGGCAGCCCAGGAAGAGGAAGAAGGUGAGGACGAUCUGUAUGAUGAGGACGCUCUUGUAAGCGACGAAGAAACUCAACUCGGUAAGGAUGUCCUCGCUCCUCCGUCUACUUGUUCGAAACCCGGUAAAAAGAAGCGCUGCAAGAACUGCACAUGUGGCCAGCGUGAGCAGGACGAAGCAGAGGCGGCUGCGGCGUCUGCUGCUGCUCCUAAGGCUGUCAAACUCACCGAUACAAUGGAGAUCGAUUUUACCGAGCUACUGAAGAGCAAAAAUGCUGUAUCCAGUUGUGGAAGCUGUUACUUGGGCGAUGCUUUUCGCUGCAGCGGCUGUCCUUACAUCGGGCUGCCCGCCUUUAAACCUGGUGAGCAAGUUCUUAUUUCUGAAAACCGCGACAAGCUUUCCUGGAUGGCUGAUGAUUUGUAAAAUAUAUAGGAUUGGAAAAAAAAAGAACAACUAAAUAUAUAUCAAAAAAGGGCAUGGUUUUACUGUUAUCAUAAAGUGUCUCGGAGUUACCAGUGUGCCAUCGUUCCAACCGUCCAACUCGGAACCAUUGGGAGGAAAGACACCCGUCAUUUUUAUUGCUGGUCAGUUUUGUCUAUUGUUGUUGUGUGUGUUUGAGACGGAGAAAUCUUGCAGCUAAGUGUGUUCCGUUUCUCUCACAUUGCGUUGCUUCAUAACCGGGGAACGCUACCCCUCCGAUGUGUCACCGUUCUUGGAAGCGAGAAGACGUGUCUGAAGCGUUUCCUUCUUCCUUCAUUUCUCGUUGUAAUAGCUUGAUCAAUUUCUAAUAGUUAGUACUAAGAAAAAAACUGCUUAAGUGGAACCAGGAGCAGGAUUCGGUAGUAAUUGGUACCUUUAGCAGUAAAGCU
Molecule: messenger RNA, 1690 nt
Organism: Schizosaccharomyces japonicus yFS275
Lineage: Eukaryota; Fungi; Ascomycota; Schizosaccharomycetes; Schizosaccharomycetales; Schizosaccharomycetaceae
Product: anamorsin family protein
Exons: 1
Coding region: 315-1244 (309 amino acids)
Biological process (GO): iron-sulfur cluster assembly
Cellular component (GO): mitochondrial intermembrane space; cytoplasm
Molecular function (GO): iron-sulfur cluster binding; 2 iron, 2 sulfur cluster binding; electron transfer activity
Source: RefSeq, a predicted model, not a curated record